This is a messenger RNA of Notodromas monacha, 2201 nucleotides long. The record is from the annotation of a GenBank genome assembly. Lineage: Eukaryota; Metazoa; Arthropoda; Ostracoda; Podocopida; Cyprididae.
AUUAAGUUCGCAAGGGCGUUGGCGGAGAAACGCGGUCUGGCUCAAGAUGGUCGAGUGCGCUUUGUACUGGCCGACUAUCGGAAGCCCAUCUACAAAACCGAUGAAGGCAACAGCGACAUCUCGACGACAACAAAAUCAACGUCGGGAGACGAAUCUCCACUGACGUUCGACCGUUGCGUAUCCGUCGGCUUCUUGGAGCACGUGGGUUACCGAAACCUUCGCGAAUUCUUCACAGUCGUGUCAACGAGUCUUCGACCCAGUGGAAUCGCUGUUGUUCAAUGCAUCACGACUGGUCGAACUACACCCUUCAUCGCGGAAGAACGCUGGAUCCCCAAAUACAUUUUCCCGAAUGGUUAUUUGCCUUCACCUUCUCUUCUGUGCUCAUCAUCCGAGAUGCUGUUGACAGUAGAAGACAUGCAAAUGCUCGGACACGACUAUUAUCGCACUCUGAAGGCGUGGCAUGAGAAUUAUUCCAAGCAGAAGGUGAAGGAGCAAGUGAAACAGGAGAGAGGCGACAUCUUUGAUAGAAUGUGGGACUAUUACUUGCUGUACAGCGCUGCCGGGUUCAGAGGGCGCAAGAUUCACUUGGCCCAGGUCAUUAAGUUCGCAAGGGCGUUGGCGGAGAAACGCGGUCUGGCUCAAGAUGGUCGAGUGCGCUUUGUACUGGCCGACUAUCGGAAGCCCAUCUACAAAACCGAUGAAGGCAACAGCGACAUCUCGACGACAACAAAAUCAACGUCGGGAGACGAAUCUCCACUGACGUUCGACCGUUGCGUAUCCGUCGGCUUCUUGGAGCACGUGGGUUACCGAAACCUUCGCGAAUUCUUCACAGUCGUGUCAACGAGUCUUCGACCCAGUGGAAUCGCUGUUGUUCAAUGCAUCACGACUGGUCGAACUACACCCUUCAUCGCGGAAGAACGCUGGAUCCCCAAAUACAUUUUCCCGAAUGGUUAUUUGCCUUCACCUUCUCUUCUGUGCUCAUCAUCCGAGAUGCUGUUGACAGUAGAAGACAUGCAAAUGCUCGGACACGACUAUUAUCGCACUCUGAAGGCGUGGCAUGAGAAUUAUUCCAAGCAGAAGGUGAAGGAGCAAGUGAAACAGGAGAGAGGCGACAUCUUUGAUAGAAUGUGGGACUAUUACUUGCUGUACAGCGCUGCCGGGUUCAGAGGGCGCAAGAUUCACUUGGCCCAGGUCGUGUACUCAAAGCAUCGCUACGGGGAACGUGAAAUAAUUUCUUCAUGGAUCAGAAGUCUCUACAAUUUUUUGAACCCUGGGGCAAGAAUUCUUGGAGGAACUGAUGUGAUGAAGAAAUCCCAGGCCAAUUACAUGGUUGCCAUAGUUUAUAGGCCUGUGAAGGUGUUGAGAAAGUGGUUUGGGAUCCCAAUAUGCAGUGGCUCCCUCUUGUCAAGAUACUAUGUACUAACAGCCGCCUCCUGCUUCAGCUUCAUUGAAAAUGCUGACAUAAAUGUGAUGGCUCAUACUUUGAAGCCAUUUUGGAAGACCCCAGGCAGAGACAAUGUGGAUGUUCUCAACAAGACAUUUUACCCAGGCUAUGACUUCAAGGCAAACCCUGUGAAAGAUGACUUGGCUGUUGUAGGCAUAGAAGAUAGACUGCCUUACUUCAACCAAAACCUGAAUGCCAUAGCAUUGCCCACAACCUGCUGUGCUGGAGGCACUGAGGGGUGUUGCACAAAUUCUGCAACUGCUGAUUUCAGGAAUCAAGUCCUGAAAAGUGUUGGUUAUGGCUUGCAACAAAAUGUUACUUUGUCUGGAUUGGACUUUAAUGCAGCAAUGUCUUUGCUUAAACCAAUUGUAACGCAAAGAUUGAGGACAUUGGACCAGAAAGUGGACCUUACUGAUACACAAUGUGGUGCCAAGAUUACAGAAAUUACUGGAACAGACUUUGGAGCAUCAGCAGCCACUAUUUUUCAGAACAUGAUCUGCCUCACUCCAAACCCAGGGACAGGAAAUUGUCCAUUUGAUUAUGGAGGACCCAUCUUGAACACAAAAAAUGAGAUUGUUGGAGUUCUGACUCUUUUGGUGUCUUGCACGGAAUCUGACAAGAUCAGUCUUGGAAACGAAUUGUCAGGAGAUCACCUAAGCUGGGUCAAAUCGACAGCAAAGUUGACAUAAAAAAUCGGAUUGACAAACAGUUAUUGUUAUUGUGGUGUGAAAAAUAAAAAAAUUGAUUGCAGCAGUUA